AUGACGAAGCCAAUCCGUGUUUGGCUGACCGCCCCUGGCCCCAAUCCUUGGAAGGUCAUUGUCGUUCUUGAGGAGCUUGGUGUUCCAUACGAGAUCGAAUGCAUCAGUUUCGAGAACGUCAAGAAAGAACCUUUCAUCAACGUGAACCCGAACGGCCGAGCUCCUGCGAUCGAGGAUCCCAACACCGGGAUCACACUAUGGGAGUCUGGCGCCAUUCUCGACUAUCUAAGCAGGCAGUAUGAUACAGAUAAUCGUAUCAGUUACGAGGGGUUCAAGGAGCAGACUCUGUGUGGACAGUGGCUUGCAUUCCAGAUCAGCGGCCAAGGGCCCUACUUUGGACAAUGCACAUGGUUCAAAUAUCUGCACCCGGAAAAGGUUCCGUCUGCUGUCGAGCGUUACGCUAACGAAAUCAAACGGGUGCUGGGCGUCCUGGACGGGACCCUCGCUGCUAAGCCCAAAGAUCAGCAAUGGCUGGUCGGGGACCGCAUGACUUUUGCAGACCUUGCCUUUGUCCCCUGGAAUGAUAGACUGGAUGCAACGCUUGGAGUUCCUUAUGACAAGAAGUUUGAGGGAUUCCCACAUGUGCAGGCAUGGCACGAGAGUAUGGUCAAGCGCCCGUCCUGGAUCAAAGCCAUGGACAUCCGCGCUCGUCUCCUGGAAGAGCAAGGUUUCGGUCGGGAUGGCAUGCCCAAGGGUACCAAGAACGUCCAGUAA
Molecule: messenger RNA, 714 nt
Organism: Diaporthe batatas
Lineage: Eukaryota; Fungi; Ascomycota; Sordariomycetes; Diaporthales; Diaporthaceae
Exons: 5
Coding region: 1-714 (237 amino acids)
Source: RefSeq, a predicted model, not a curated record